Brassica rapa (field mustard) is the source of this 2214-nucleotide messenger RNA. Its product is annotated as ethylene-responsive transcription factor ERF054. Lineage: Eukaryota; Viridiplantae; Streptophyta; Magnoliopsida; Brassicales; Brassicaceae. Gene Ontology annotation, cellular component: nucleus. Gene Ontology annotation, molecular function: DNA-binding transcription factor activity; DNA binding. Gene Ontology annotation, biological process: regulation of DNA-templated transcription. The record is from RefSeq and is a predicted model, not a curated record.
CCGUCGGAAAUUUCCGAGGAAAAAUGAAAUUCCGAGGAGUUAUUUCCGAGGACAUUUUUCGUCGGUAUGUCGUCGGAAUAGCGUUAUUCCGACGAUAUACCGACGAUUUUUUUCCUCAGUAUGUCGCUGUUUUCUUGUAGUGAUAAUUGUUUACAUAAUAGCUAUGUUUUUAAGAAUCGUUUAGAUUUCUACAUAAAUUCCUAAAUGUUAAAACCAUAUGUAAUCAUCUACAAGAAGAUUCGAAGGAUAACAUCAUGCAUAAAUGGACGUGAGAUAAUACGUUGACAUUUAGUUAUGAAGAAAAAUUGUCUACAUAAUAAGUUAGAUAGUUGGUCGGUUUUUAAAACCAAAGAAACGAGAAAACACAACUUGGUCGGUUUCGCGGGGUGUCUUUUCAUUAGUGGAGGAAGAAAAAAAAAACAUUAUAAAAAAAGUGAAAGCUGAAUAUGACCAAUCACCGACCCGAAAGAUAGGUUACUAUAAUCAAAGAUUAUAUGUACACAAUAAAUAUAGAUCAUAGCCCUAACUAGUACUAGGUUGUCAUCAAAACGGUAAUUCUUGCGGGAUGUUAUCCUUAGCCGCGACUAGCCGACCAUUACCAUCAUCAAUUAUUCCAUUCAAUUUGUAUUAGGCUCCCCAAACUUGACAUUUGUUUUUAACAGUCUAAUCAUAUCUCCUGAACUUGUGACUUGUCGCAUUUAGAAAGAAUGAAUGGAAUGUCUUCACCGUCCAAAAGAACAGAGAAUGCCACGUAGCUGUACGGACGUGAAUGUUUGUAUCUCCGCGUUGUGUUUUUAUCUUGUCAACUUUCCAAAUGGACGGGGAAUGAAAGAAUUAGAGUGGAAGCAAAUGAAUGAUUACAGUAACCCCAAAAAGAUAGUAUUUGAAAUAAUAAUAGUCAACCGAAAGCUGAAGAUAUUUUUAUAACUAAAUACAAAAAGCAGUUGCCCCACAUCUAAUGUGCUCUCAUAUUUAAAGUCCAUGGAGUCAUCUUUCUCUUACAAAUAGAAGAAAACAACAACAACAAAGUGUAAGAUGGACUUUGACGAGGAGCUCAAUCUUUGUACCAAAGGUAAAAGUAUUGUUCCUUCUUCUGGAGAAGCUUCUUCAACGACGUCCCCAAGAUCUAUCAAGAAGAUGAGAAACCCUGAUCAUAGAUCCAAACCCUAUUUCCCAUUUUCCUCUCCUUAUUCUAACUCCUUGCCGGCUUUCCCUUUUUCUUUUGACCCAACGACUCAAAAUCAACAACAACAGCAACUAGGAUACGUUCCUAUUAAUCAACAGAACAACCCUACAAUACAAGGGCAAAACCAAAUGAUCUCGUUUAGUCCUCAACAGCCUCAGCAACAGCAGCAGUAUAUGUUCAAGUACUGGAGUGACACAUUGAACCUGAGCCCUAGAGGAAGAAUGAUGAUGAUGAACCAAGAAAGUGUCCUGCCUUACAGCUCAACCAAGCUGUAUAGAGGAGUCAGACAACGUCAAUGGGGAAAAUGGGUCGCAGAGAUACGUAAGCCACGGAGCAGAGCACGUCUCUGGCUUGGUACCUUUGACACAGCUGAAGAAGCUGCCAUGGCUUAUGACCUUCAAGCUUUUAAAUUGAGGGGUCAUAAUGCAACACUUAAUUUUCCCGAGCGUUUUGUGAAUAAAGAAAUUGAGCCUAAUGAUUCAACUGAUGCAUCAAGCUCUCUGCACCCGAAACAAUCCGAAACGCCACAGCCAAACGAGCCAAACGAGGGUAACUUGAAGAGCAAGGAAGUAGCGGUGAGUGAUGGUGGAGUAGAGGAAGGGAUGGCUGAGGCGUGGUUCAAUGCGGUUGCAGCGGGAUGGGGUCCUGAAAGUCCUCUUUGGGAUGAUUUAGACAAUUCUCAGUUUUCACAAAACUCGACUUCUUCUUGUCCCAUGAAGCCUUUUAUUUGAAAAAGGUCUCACAUUUAGGUUGUAGUUUAGGGUUUAGCUCAUUAGCAUUUGGAUGGAGACAGUUUUCUGUGAUCUCCCACUCCAUACAUAGUCUAUAUAUAUAUAUAUAUAUAUAUAUAUGUGUACGCGUUCAUCAUUUAUGUGUGUGUGUGCCGCUGAUUAUGCUACAUAUAUAGAUGUACUAUUAGUUCAUCGAGUUUGUUUUCUGGCAUUGUAUCUGCACUUCAAUAAGUUAGGACCCUUCCAUAUUAUCCAGAGGUUAUCUUGACAACUGAUUCUUAUUCAAUUUGUACAUCU